GAACACCCAAAGUACCCGGAUGAGUGGUACAUAAAGGCAAACGAGCCGUUUCUCGGCCUUUCCCUGGACUGCGAAGGCGCCGCUAUUUCCUGGCUCACCGCUGUUCGCCUGGUUCUCUCCCGAAUAAGUCGGUCAGGAAGAAUACUACGCAAUGGCUUUCAAAGACACCGGUAAGGCACCUGUUGAGACUGAGGUGGUCAUUCACCGCAUCCGCAUCACACUCACCAGCCGCAAUGUGAAAUCUCUGGAGAAGGUGUGCGCAGACCUGAUCCGUGGCGCCAAGGAGAAGAACCUGAAGGUUAAGGGACCAGUCCGCAUGCCAACUAAGACUCUUCGUAUCACCACCAGGAAGACCCCUUGCGGUGAGGGCUCCAAGACAUGGGACCGCUUCCAGAUGAGGAUCCACAAGCGCCUGAUAGACCUUCACAGCCCAUCUGAGAUUGUCAAGCAGAUCACCUCCAUCAGUAUCGAACCAGGGGUCGAGGUCGAGGUCACCAUUGCAGAUGCAUAAAUGAUGAAAUAAAGAGAAAAGAAACUUG
Molecule: messenger RNA, 539 nt
Organism: Lampris incognitus (smalleye Pacific opah)
Lineage: Eukaryota; Metazoa; Chordata; Actinopteri; Lampriformes; Lampridae
Gene: rps20
Product: ribosomal protein S20
Exons: 4
Coding region: 152-511 (119 amino acids)
Biological process (GO): translation
Cellular component (GO): ribosome; cytosolic small ribosomal subunit
Molecular function (GO): RNA binding; structural constituent of ribosome
Source: RefSeq, a predicted model, not a curated record